GGACCAGUGUCUUGGAUGUCGCUUCCCCGAAAGGACCAACUAGCUAUCCUUUUUCUAUGCCGACUCGUUGACUUCUUGCAAGUAGCAUCGCUGCAGGCCUAUGUUUUCUAUCAAUUGAAGAGCCUCGAUGAGACGAAAUCUGAUGCCCAGAUUUCUGGUCAAGCCGGUAUCCUGCAAGGGUCAUUUACAGGCGCACAGGUCUUGACCGCAAUCCUAUGGGGGAAAGCUGCUGAUGCUAGUUGGUGUGGGCGGAAGACGGUCUUGAUUGUUGGGUUGUUCGGAACCGCUGUAUCUUGUUUAGGGUAUGGCUUCGCGAGCAGCUUCUGCUGGGCCGUCUUCUGGCGCGCUUUUGGAGGCGCGGUCAAUGGCUUAGUAGGAAUAAUUCGCACAAUGAUUGCUGAGAUUACUGUGGAGAGGAAAUAUCAAUCUCGUGCAUUCCUGAUAUUGCCAAUGAGUUUCAAUGUGGCGGGCAUCCUUGGGCCAUUACUCGGUGGCUAUCUCGCAAAUCCUGUUCAUACCAUGCCUUACCUAUUUGCCGAGGGAGGUGUGUUUGCAUCUAGAUUGGUGCAACAAUAUCCGUUCGCACUACCAAGCGCCAUUAACGCAAUCUUCCUUACCAUUACCGGCACUAUUGUCUAUUUUGGACUGGAAGAGACUCUUAUUGCAAGAAGGGGUCGUUUUGAUAGAGGACUAUACAUUGUCGAUCGUGUCAAGCAGUUCAUUUUUGGACGACCAAUGCCAACCCAUCAAGGCUAUUCCCAAAUCGGAAGACGAGAUGAAUCCCAGGAUGGAAGCGUCGAUCUGGAGGAGAAAUCUUACACAGUCUCUGUCUCCGAGAAACCUCGUGUCCUUCCUUUCAACCGCAUCUGGACGCGCAACGUCAUCCUGACCCUCGUCACCGGUGCCUUUUACGAUUUCCAUCUCGGCGCUUUCACCAACCUCUGGACAUUGUUUCUAUCCACUCCCCGAACGCUCGAAAGUCUCGGCCACAUUUCCUUGUUCUUCACCGGCGGUCUGGGGAUGCCUGCAUCCAUGGUAGGCGGCGCUACGUCCAUCCUCGGGAUGCUCGGGAUGCUGCUGCAGGUCUUCCUUUAUCCACCUGUUCACGCCCGCCUGGGCACUCUGCGAUCAUUUCAGUGGUUCUUGUUUCUGUUUCCUAUCGCUUACUUUCUGGCGCCGUUCCUGGUCGUGCUGCCAUCAUCUUCCGCGGCACCGGAAGCGGCGUCGGGUUUAUUCGUUUGGGUCGGCAUUGUCUUGGUGCUAUUUUUUCAGGUCCUGGCCCGCACCAUGACGCUACCGGCGAGCAUCAUACUACUGAACAACUGCAGUCCACACCCGAGUGUGCUGGGCACAGUACAUGGACUGGGCCAGAGUGUAUCCGCGGGUUUUCGGACUGUUGGGCCAGUGGUCGGCGGAUGGUGGUAUGGUGCUGGGUUGGAUGUUGGCAUGGUUGGCGCAAGUUGGUGGGGCGUCACUGGCAUGUCUGCGUUGGGAUGCGCGGCAGCUAUGUUCAUCUACGAGGGUAGUGGACAUGAGCUUGAUUUGGAUUAAAGCUAGAGAAGUAUAGUUCAUCAUUUUUCACAUCACAGCAUUUUCACAGCCACUCUCUUGAGCCAAUUCG
This is a messenger RNA of Truncatella angustata, 1621 nucleotides long. RefSeq names its product major facilitator superfamily domain-containing protein. NCBI's taxonomy places the organism in Eukaryota, Fungi, Ascomycota, Sordariomycetes, Amphisphaeriales, Sporocadaceae. Gene Ontology annotation, biological process: transmembrane transport. Bases 16 to 1551 code for a protein of 511 amino acids. Gene Ontology annotation, molecular function: transmembrane transporter activity. The transcript is spliced from 3 exons. The record is from RefSeq and is a predicted model, not a curated record.